Messenger RNA from Penicillium chermesinum, 549 nucleotides. Its product is annotated as nacht and wd domain protein. The transcript has a single exon. Gene Ontology annotation, biological process: nucleoside metabolic process. Gene Ontology annotation, molecular function: catalytic activity. Lineage: Eukaryota; Fungi; Ascomycota; Eurotiomycetes; Eurotiales; Aspergillaceae. The coding region runs from base 1 to 549 and encodes 182 amino acids. The record is from RefSeq and is a predicted model, not a curated record.
AUGAAAUUAGGGCAUAUGUUUGCGAGAACGGAGACCCUCGUCCGAUCAGCAAUUCAGAGCAUCAAGCUCAAGGCAUACUGUGACUAUGCUUAUACGUUCAUAUCUUUUUACGAGGAUACCCGACAGAAGAAUGUUUCGACUGGUCUGUUUAACGAUCCAGGACAAGAUCUUGAUCAAUUGUACGAUAUGGACGACAAAGGAGAUGUGCAUCUUGUUCAACGCGAGCAACGAUCUGAAUCGAAGCGGACCCAAGUAUGGUAUGGGUCUAUUGGGUCUGGGAUGCAGUCAACCAAGAGCAUCCAGCAACGAAACGAGGUGAGGGACCAGUACGGUGUCAUUGGGCUAGAAAACAAAGCUGCUGCGAUAAUAGACUGCAUCCCAGUGGGAGUGAUACAUGGAGUGUGCGAUUAUGGCGACGAGCGUCAAAAUAAAGAAUGGCAACCAUAUGCUGCGGCGAUGUCAGCAGCAUACGCCAAAGCAGUGUUGCAUGAGAUUCGACCAAGAAAUCAAACAUAUGGACCCGCAAAAAUACCAGCGAGUAAGUAUUAA